This is a messenger RNA of Condylura cristata (star-nosed mole), 1818 nucleotides long. It is a transcript of the gene KPRP, whose product is annotated as keratinocyte proline-rich protein. Bases 1 to 1818 code for a protein of 605 amino acids. The transcript is spliced from 2 exons. NCBI's taxonomy places the organism in Eukaryota, Metazoa, Chordata, Mammalia, Eulipotyphla, Talpidae. The record is from RefSeq and is a predicted model, not a curated record.
AUGUGUGACCAACAGCAGAUUCCGUGUUGCCUGCCACUCCCCAUGUGCUGUGUGAAGGGCUCCUACUAUUACCCCUCGCCGGCCUCCUGUGGCAACAGCCAGGUGGUGGUCCAAGCCCCCUGUGAGAUGCAAAUUGUGGAGUGCCCUGCACCCGGUCCAGUUCAAGUUUCCCAGGCUCCGUGCUCUUCUGAGACCACCCAGGUGAAGGGCCAGUCUAAAACAGCCCCGAUGAAGGGCCAGGCUAAGGGCAUCCUGGUGAAGGGCCAGGCUUCCAGCCAGCCGCAAGCUUCCUAUGGCCAAAGCCAGGCUCCAGGUCAGUCUGGUGUUUCCUACCUGCAGCACGAAGCCCCCGGUGCUACUCAGACCUGCUACGUAGGAGGUGCUCCUGUUUGUUACACAGAAACUUGCUUUGUGGAGUGUCCAGUGCAGACCUUUGUACCAGCUCCCCAGUGUGUCCAGACUUACCUAGCAUGCCCGCCAGUGUGCCAGACUCAGGGAGGAUUCCCCACCCAGGGCCAGUAUCAGGGCGCCUAUGGCAGCUGCGCCUCCCAGUUCCAGUCCCGGACUGCCUACAGCAGCUGUGCCCCUCAAUGCCAGCCCGCGGCACCCUACAGAAGUUGUGCUCCCCGCUUCCAGCCCGCUGCACCCUAUAGCAGCUGUGGCUCCCAGUUCCAGCCCGCUGCACCCUACAGCAGCUGUGGCCCCCAGUUCCAGUCCAGGCCUUCCUACAGCAACUGUGCCCCUCAGUACCAGUCCCGGGGUUCUUACGGCAGCUGCGCCCCGCAGCGUCAGUGCGGGGGCUCGAGUGGGGGCUUCACCACCCAGCGUCGCUCUCGCAGCGCCAGCAGGUGCCUCCCUCCCCGCCAGCAGCAGCCUGCUUACCGCAGCUGUUCCCCACCACGACGUUUUGAGCCCCACUACAACAGCUGCCCUUCGGGUUCCUAUAGCUACUGUACCCCGCCCCGGCGCUCUGAGCCCAUCUAUGGUGGCGGCUGUCCUAGGGGUCCCACUUCAGGCAGCUCCCAGAGAUGUGGACCCAAGUACAGAGUGGAGAUUUCCUCCCCAUGCUGCCCCAGGCAGGUUCCUCCCUUGAAGUGUCGUACUCAGAUUCCUCCCAUGGGUCGCUGCUCCGAGAGCUGUGCCCCACGACCCUCCUGGGGCGGCUCUUGCCCGGACCUGAAGCCUUGUGUAGAGCCACGUCCACUUCCGAGCUUCUGCCCGUCCCGGCGUCUGGACCGCUACCCAGAGCCAUCACCGCUGCGCUGUCCACUUCCGGCUCCGCGUCCUUACUCACGCCCGGAGCCGUGCUCGAGUCCAGAGCCCUAUCCGUGUCCCCCACCUCGGCGACUUUCAGAACCCAGUCUGUGUCCAGAGCCGCGUCCGGCCCCUCGUCAGGCCCCACGCCCGGCCCCGCGCCAGGCCCCGCGGCCUUGUCCUGCACAGUGCGAGCCUCCAGUGCCACGCCCCCGUGAGCGCCGGGAAUCUCACUCGUUUCCAGAGCCAAUUCCCCUGCCGGCGCCCUGCUCAAGCCCAGAGCCCUGUGUGGAACCUCGACGCUGCUCCAGUCCCUGCUCCAGCCCAAACCGGAUCCAAUGCCCAGGAGAUUUAGGCUGCCACGAGUCCAGUCCACGCCACCUGGACACUGAGGUCCCCAGCUGUGGCCCGGCUGGUUACCACCACUGGGAAGAGAGUGGGAGCUGUGGCCCUUGUGAUGUCUUUCCAGAGCCCCGGGGCCUGGGUGGCUGUGGAGACCAAGGAGGUGGCUCUGCUGGAGUCAAAGCUGGGGACCAUGGUGGUAUAAAAGGUGCCUAUUUUUAA